Adelges cooleyi (spruce gall adelgid) is the source of this 1287-nucleotide messenger RNA. RefSeq lists its product as uncharacterized. Lineage: Eukaryota; Metazoa; Arthropoda; Insecta; Hemiptera; Adelgidae. The record is from RefSeq and is a predicted model, not a curated record. The coding region runs from base 227 to 1048 and encodes 273 amino acids. The transcript is spliced from 5 exons.
UUUUGUAAAAACUCCAACUAUACAAGCCAAGUACAAUGAUUUGCCGACGGUUAUAAAUGGUUUACUCAUCAACAAUACACAAUAUAAUAAUAAUGUAAACGAUAAUAAUUUAAACAACUAUCGCCAUGAUGGAUUUGUAUACAUUCAAAACAAUUCAAAACAACAAAACUUACAUCAAGACAAUUCAAAUAAUUAUAUUCGUGGACCAUAUUUUAAGAGGAGAUUGAUGAUGAACACAGAAAAUUCUACAUUCGUCAAGCAACCGUCUGAAAACGUAUCUCAGGAGAUUAAAGAAAUUUAUAACGAAAUGACGAUUCUUUUGACAAAAUUAUUCCUCAUAUUUAUCCCAAGGCCUAUUAUUGUUGCAGUUGGGAUAGUGUUGAGCGUAUAUUACCGAUGGAGUUCAAUUAUUAAAUGUAUUAAAAAAAUUAUUUCUUCCAAAAUGCCUAAGGGUGAACAGCCGCUGCUCAGUGAAAAUACUCCCCUAAUCCCGGUUAAAGAUACUUCAAAUGAAAAAGUAGGAGUGGUCAAGGUCGAUGUCGAGGUCAAAUGUCUGCAUCAUUGCGGGGGAAAAGAAGAGGAAAAAGCCUCUCAGGUGGCAACCGGAUUUUAUUAUGUAAAAAAAAUCCCGAAACCUAUUUGGAUUGUAAUUGGGGCGGUAGCUGUCGUUAUUACAAUGCUAAUAUUACAAAUGACGUUGGGUGGCUUUAUUUUUUGCUUGCUCUGGAUUUGGUGUAUAUGGAAAUCGGGACAGUUAAGUGAAGAAAAUGUUCCACCUGUUCCGGUUAAAGACACUUUAAAUGAAAAAGUAACACAGGGCCAGGGGGAAAAUAAGAAGGAAUUCAUAGGAGUGGUCAAGGUCGGCGUCGAGGUGAAAGGUCUGCAUCAUCAAGGAGACAAAGAUGAGGGAGGUGCUUCUCAGGGGGCAAACGGAUCAUCAGCAGUCCACGUUGAACAAAACACAUUAACUAGCGCCAGUAUAGUCGAAGGGACUGAAUGUACAACGGACACAUCAGGUGAAUCUAAUAUCUCAAAAGAAACGACGUAGAAAAUGGAUUGGGAGACAAGAAGAUUUAAUCACAGAAAUAGACAAGGUUUGAGUUUGACACUCAAUGGAAACUACUCGAGUCUCACAAGUAUUCACCAACGAAAUACCGAAUUAGUUAUUAUAUAUAUAUUUUUUAAUAAUUGCCAAAAUUUGAUAUAAGAAAUUUACAUUAUUGUUCAAAUGUUUUAAAAUUUAUUUGAACUGCUAAAGGCAUUUAAAUUUAACGGUCGCAACCAAAC